This is a messenger RNA of Elgaria multicarinata webbii, 2130 nucleotides long. RefSeq names its product zinc finger protein 883-like. The record is from RefSeq and is a predicted model, not a curated record. Lineage: Eukaryota; Metazoa; Chordata; Lepidosauria; Squamata; Anguidae. Bases 1 to 2130 code for a protein of 709 amino acids. The transcript has 5 exons.
AUGCCCGGUUUAAGCCACAGCCACCUAGUCCAUCCAGGCCUCUCCUUGGUUGAUGUCACCUCGUCGACAGGAGAGUCCCGUAUGGAUGAGGGAGAAUUUGAAGAGGUGGCUGAGAGAUCUCCUAUUUCAAGCCAGACUGUGUCUGAUGAUGAGCAGAGUGAAUGGUGUUCAGAACCGGAGGACGAAGAUGAAGAUGCUGAGGCCGGACCAUCAGAGAGCAGGAAACAACCCCAGCAAGUUCGGAAGAAACAGACUGUCAGAAGGAAACCCACCCAACAGAGGAAGCAGAGGAAGAACCCGUUCCUUGUGGGGAAGUACACAAGGCAUCCAGUGAACACCACCAGACCUAUACAUUGGAGGAAGAAGAUUUUAUUCCACAUGAAGAUGCAGGGUCAUUCUCUGAAGAUUGAUCCCGAAGAGCGGUCAGAUGCUGUGCAGGAGACUGUUGACAAAGGAGAAGAACCUAGCACAUCAGAAGGAGGACCAAGGGAGGAAGAGGUGGAAGAGGUUUUGAGCAAUCAGGACAAAUCCAGAAGGAAGAAGGAAAAUUAUAUGAAAGAGAAGGACCAACCCAUUUCAUCUCAGAGCGGGAUCCACCUUGAGCAAGAAGAACAAACAAGAGAGAGAGACAGAAAGCACCUUGAUGCUCAUCUGAGAAUCCACACAGAGGAGAAAACCAGUCAAAGCUCAGAGACAGUGAAAAGUGACUGUCUGAGCAAACCAACUGUGAAGGAUCCAAUGCUCGGCACAGAGGGGAAAAGUCACACAUGUCUGGAGUGUGGAAAGAGCUUCACACACAGCUCACAACUUACAAGACAUCAUCAACAAAUUCACUCUGCGGAGGAACUUUAUAUCUGUACAGAAUGUGGAAAGAGCUUCCAAAAACAAGAAAAUCUCAUAGCACAUCAAAAAUGCCAUACGAGGGGGAAACCCUUUAAAUGUUCAAGCUGUGAAAAAUGCUUCAGGGAUAGAUCAACCCUUACAAUUCAUGAAAGAAUUCACACAGGGGAGAAACCCUUUAAAUGCUCAAGCUGUGAAAAAUGCUUCAGGGAUAAAUCAACCCUUACUCAACAUGAACAAACUCACACAGGGGAGAAACCCUUUAAAUGCUCAAGCUGUGAAAAAUACUUCAGUAAGAGAUCAGCCCUUACUAAACAUGAAAGAAUCCACACAGGAGAGAAACCCUUUAAAUGCUCAAGCUGUGAAAAAUGCUUCAGUGAUAGAUCAGCCCUUACCAACCAUGAAAGAAUUCACACAGGAGAGAAACCCUAUAAGUGUAACGAAUGUGGAAAGAGCUUUUCCCAGAGCUCAGCCUUUACUUACCAUAAAAGAAUUCACACAGGGGAGAAACCCUAUAAGUGUAAUGAAUGUGGAAAGAGCUUCACUGUUAGCUCCAACCUUAAGGUACAUCAACAAAUUCACUCAGGAGUGAAACCCUAUACAUGUGAAAUAUGUGAAAAGAAGUUCAACGACAAAGCAUCCCUCAUCAAACAUCAAAGGUGCCAUUCAGGAGAGAAACCCUAUAAAUGCAAAGAAUGUGGAAAGUGUUUUCCUCAAAGCUCAUCCCUUACUAGACAUGAAAGAAUUCACACAGGAGAGAAACCUUAUCAAUGUUCUGUCUGUGAAAAAUGCUUCAGUGAUAAAUCAACUCUUUCUCAACAUGAACAAACUCACACAGGAGAGAAACCCUUUCAAUGCUUCACAUGUGGAAAAUGCUUCAGUGGUAAAUCAUACCUUAUCAAACAUGAAAGAAUUCACACAGGGGAGAAACCCUAUAAGUGUAACGAAUGUGGAAAGAGCUUCACUGUUAGCUCCAAUCUUAAGUUACAUCAACAAAUUCACUCAGGAGUGAAACCCUAUACAUGUGAAAUAUGUGAAAAGAAGUUCAACGACAAAGCAUCCCUCAUCAAACAUCAAAGGUGCCAUUCAGGGGAGAAACCCUAUGAAUGCAAAGAAUGUGGAAAGUGUUUUGCUCAGAGCUCAUCCCUUACUAGACAUGAAAGAAUUCACACAGGAGAGAAACCUUAUCAAUGUUCUGUGUGCAGAGAAACAUUCCGUCUCAGGGAACAGCUUGUUAGACAUCAAAAAACUCAUACACAGGAGGAGACUCAUACACAGGAGACUCCCUAG